This is a messenger RNA of Phoenix dactylifera (date palm), 912 nucleotides long. The record is from RefSeq and is a predicted model, not a curated record. NCBI's taxonomy places the organism in Eukaryota, Viridiplantae, Streptophyta, Magnoliopsida, Arecales, Arecaceae.
CCUCGCCUUCUCACCCAUCACACACUCUUCCGCUCUUGCACCAACGACAAUGGGGUUCUCGAAGCUUGCAUUGGCUCUCGCUAUAGUGAGUGCUAUUUACGUUUCCACUGCCCACCUCGCCCAAGCCCAGGAUAACCAACAAGAAUAUCUCCGCCCCCACAACGCCGCCCGAGCGGCAGUGCGCGUGGGCCCCCUGAAGUGGAACAGGACUCUGGAAAACUUUGCCCGGAGGUACGCCAUGCAGCAUGUCCGGGACUGCAGGAAUGUUCCCCCACCCGGAAGCCGCUACGGCUCGAACAUUUACAUCGGCAGGGUCACCGCCUCCGCUGCGGUGGCGUCUUGGGUGAGCGAGAAGCGGAACUACCGCUGCCCCUCCAACACUUGUGCUGCGGGGAAGACAUGCUCGCACUACACGCAGGUGGUGUGGAAAGCAUCGACGCAGCUUGGUUGCGCACGCAUUAGGUGCAAAAAUGGUAACUACUUCAUCAUAUGCGUCUACUUCCCCCCCGGCAACAGGCCAGGACAGCGGCCAUACCCUUGCACCCGUGAGGAAGCAAUGGAGGCUGCGGAAGGUGCCAUGGAGGAGCUUGUUGAAGUGGCAGUGGAAGAAACCAUGGAGAUGGCCGAGGAAGAAGGUGUGGACGUGGUGGAGGACGUUGUUGCUCAAGUAGUGUGAUAGGAGGGUGAUAUAGCCCCACCCCCUGUGCAUCCCCUUUCUCGCUUGCUUGUUUAGUGAAGUUCGAUUGCUGUGCUAUGUAGCCGACCCGUACGUAGUGAUGGGUUGAAGCUUAUAUAGCUGUCGUAACGUUGCUCUAUGUGUGUGUAUGCAUAUAUCCCUCCUUGGUAGCAUACCAAGGAUUGUGUUUACGUAUUUCCUCUCAAAUAAAUGAAAGGGGAGUUUAUGGGUCCUUA